AUCAGGCAUCUUCAUCGGCACGCUUUUCCCAGUGAGGAGGACAACAUGGCGGCCUCCUUGCGUUUGGGUCGUCAAGGAAUCUUAUUUGGCCUUAAAUUAUCCAAUAUUAAUACAUCUUUGUGGGGCAUACAGUCAUUACAGGAGCAUGCCAGGCACUUAUUUCAGUCUCCAAGGCAUUUCGGUGUCGCACCCCUCAAAGUGCAAAUGCCAGCUCUCUCACCAACCAUGGAAGAGGGGAACAUUAUCAAAUGGCUAAAGAAAGAAGGUGAGGUAGUGGCAGCAGGUGAUGCCCUUUGCGAUAUUGAGACUGACAAAGCUGUCGUUACCAUGGAAUCUAAUGACGAUGGAAUCUUGGCCAAAAUCCUGAUGGAGGAGGGAAGUCGCAACGUGCGCCUGGGAACUCUCAUUGCUGUUAUGGUGGAGGAAGGACAGGACUGGAAGCAGGUUGAGAUUCCUACUCCAGAUGCUGCAGCAGCUCCAUCUGUCGCGGCACCUGAAAGUGUUGUGCCCCCUGCUGCUGCUUCAGCACCAUCUCCACCAAGAACAGUCAACCCGGGACCGUUACGACUAAGCCCAGCAGCAAGACACAUCCUGGACACGCAUGGCAUUGAUCCAAAAUUGGCCACUCCCACUGGACCAAGAGGACUAAUCACCAAGGAGGAUGCAUUAAAUCUUAUGAAGAUGUCCCCUGGGACAAAAACAACACCCAUCCAGCCUGCUCCACCUGUCCCGAGUCCUGCCGCAACCUCAGUAGCUGGUCCUCCACCACCAAGCGGCAGACCAAACAUCCCACCUCUGUCUGUCCCAGGGAAACCAGGAGCACCGGGCACUUUCACGGAGCUCCCAGCCUCAAAUGUCCGCCGCGUGAUUGCUCAACGACUAACUCAGUCGAAAACCACCAUCCCCCACGCUUACGCCUCUGUUGACUGUGACAUGGCAGCCGUCAUGAAGCUUCGUAAAGACUUAGCCAAAGACGAUAUCAAAGUUUCUGUUAAUGAUUUCAUUAUCAAGGCAGCUGCUGUUACACUUAAAGAACUACCAGAAGUGAACGUUACCUGGUCAGGUGAUGGACCCCAAGCCCUUGAUUCCAUUCACAUUUCAAUUGCUGUGGCAACUGACAAAGGACUCAUUACUCCCAUAAUCAGAGAUGCCGCAAUCAAAGGAGUUCAAGAAAUCUCAAUCAAUGCAAAGACACUGGCCCAGAAGGCUCGAGAUGGAAAACUUCUACCUGAAGAAUACCAGGGUGGCUCAUUCAGUAUAUCCAAUCUAGGGAUGUUUGGCAUCAGCGGCUUCAGUGCGGUGAUCAACCCCCCACAAGCAUGCAUCCUCGCGGUCGGGACCUCCAGGGCUGAAUUACGUCUCUGUGAGGAUAGCCAAACCCUGCGUACUCAACAGCUGAUGACUGUCACAUUGUCUAGCGACGGGCGGCUUGUCGAUGACGAACUGGCGUCACGAUUUCUUGACAAGUUCCGGGCUAACCUCGAGGAACCUGAUCGUAUGGCUUUAGCCUGAAAUAUAAUGACCGCUAAUUGGCAAUAAAUGUAAAAACUCUUGAUGAAGCUUGCACUCGUGAAGCGAGAGGUUUGGAAUAGAAAACAUUUCCCAUCAUGUUUUUUUCAUGGCAUGGGUUGUACUGUUCUGUGGAGAGACAGUUGCACUCAGAAUUAUCCAACUCCCAUUGUAAAUAACAUCCAUUCAUUUCCGAUACUGCUUGUUCUGUGAGCUACAAUAUAGCUACUAUGGGCAGUUUAGAGCAAUGGUGUCCAAAGGGCGGGUUAGGAGUCAUUUGCGGCUCUUGACGGCUUUUGUAUUGGGCCAUAGCACAUUUUAAUAAGAAUAAAAAAAAAAGAAACAGCAGCAAAAAUGGAAAUAACAGUAGUUCAAUAAGAAGAAAAUCAAAAUAUUAAGAGAAAGUUGUAAUCUAAUGAGAAAAAUGUGUAAUUUUACAACAAUAAUAUAAUAAUAUGAUGAAAAAUAAUGUCAUUUUGGUAGCAUUACAGUGAAAAUGCGAAAUAGAAAAUGUGGUUAUAAUGUUAUGAGAAUAAAACAAGCAUAAAGUUAUGAGAAGAUGUUUUUAAGAAUAAAGAUUAAAAACAUAUAUAUAUAAAUUUGUAGCAUAUCUUUACAAAAUAUGCCAUUGCAUACUUUCUUUUUCACAAUGUGGCCCUUGCUGGAAUAAGUUUGGACAUGAAGAACACCCACACACGCCUGGGGUAAAACAUGUACAGAGAUGCCCAGGCAAAGAUUUGAACCCUUGAUCUCUUGACUGUGGCCACCAUAUGCCCUCUAAAUAACAUGUCGAUAUUUACAUCGUUUUGGCUUUAUGUUUGGUUUAUUGCAAACUACUGCAAGUUUUUAUAACUUUGCAAAUAACAAGAAUUUACACAGGGCGUUGAACAAUUUUGAGUGCAGCUGUAUGUGCAGGGUCCUGUGGUCUUUGAAAGCCACCAGGCUUCCUAAUGAAACUGUCAAACUGUGCUUCGUUUCUGGUUGAGGAAAAUUACCAUCUUGCAAUUUUCAUACCAAGGUGCACCCUACAUGAAACAAAUAUAUGCAUAUAUUUAAUGCUGUUGCAUCUGUACAGUGUGAAAAUCUAUAAUAUAGCACUAAGAUCAGCUUUAGUCCAACAUUUGUUAGGGAUGUUUAUUACAGCCCAUUUCCUGUCAGAAUUCAAUGAAUUAAUUACAAUGUUGGGAAACAAAAAACUAUCGAAUCCCUUCUGUAAAGAAAUGACACUCACUUUAAUUUAUCUGCUCAUGUGGAAUAAAAAUGUCAGUGAUGCCUGAUAAUUAAUGUAUUUUGAAACUCUUUUAAUCAAGGCUGUCCAGCAACCCGGUGUACCAGAGGAAAACCACAGAUGUGUUUGUGUGUGUUUUAAUUAGAAUAUAAGGAGAUUGUGUAAUUUAAGAAAAAAAAAAAAGAAAGAAGCCAAUUAGGAUAAUUUCCUGUGGCAAACAUACUGGUCAGCCUCUACUGACAGAUGUUCUUAUUUGCCCCCAGUGUGCACUCGGCAGCUGUUAAUGUACAGGUCCGUAUCAGUAGGUGGAGCCAAUGCUUAUGUGUUAAAAUGGACGUCCCUUCUGGUUUCUAUAGUUUCAUAAGACAACCAAUGGUUAGUUGAUAUUAAUAAUCUCGGGGGGUGGCGCCAGCAAGUGGCUCUAAUUUGGUAAAGGUUUAAUUUUAUUUGAACAUGCAUCAGCUUACAAUAAAACAUAAAUCAAUUCACAGUUCCACAUGCCCAAAAGUAGUAGGAAGUAGCCAAGUCCAUUGAAUCCUACCCCUCAUCUAUUAUUGUUACAUUUGUUCACUUCCUGUCUUCCAGGUAUGAGGGUUUUUUUUUUCCUACGCACAUACAGAAUUGUAAGGUAAUGUAAUAAUAAUGAUAAUAAAUAAUGAUCAUAGCUAUAACCAUCAACAAAUAAACACAACAUGACUCGUUCAAGACUCUUCCUUGUAUUUUGCAAACAUCAACUGCUUGUAUUGUUUAAGUUCCUUACUCAAUUUGUUCCAUAAUUUGAAAAAAUUAAAUGAAAAAUGAAAGCAUGCCAGGUGCAGGUAAAAAUAUUGAUAGAAA
Doryrhamphus excisus (bluestripe pipefish) is the source of this 3574-nucleotide messenger RNA. It is a transcript of the gene pdhx, whose product is annotated as pyruvate dehydrogenase complex component X. The record is from RefSeq and is a predicted model, not a curated record. Gene Ontology annotation, biological process: pyruvate decarboxylation to acetyl-CoA. Gene Ontology annotation, cellular component: mitochondrion; pyruvate dehydrogenase complex. Lineage: Eukaryota; Metazoa; Chordata; Actinopteri; Syngnathiformes; Syngnathidae. Gene Ontology annotation, molecular function: acyltransferase activity.